This is a messenger RNA of Salvia hispanica, 1212 nucleotides long. RefSeq names its product protein Brevis radix-like 4. Lineage: Eukaryota; Viridiplantae; Streptophyta; Magnoliopsida; Lamiales; Lamiaceae. The record is from RefSeq and is a predicted model, not a curated record.
CCAUUUGAUUUCAAGCUCCUACUUCAUUAGUUCUCUCACUUUACAUCCUUCUUUUUUUUCAAUUUUCACUUAAUCAAGUGUAGAACAUUCAUUGUUAAGUAUAUAUAGUUACACUGAGAAAUAUGCUUACAUGCAUUGCACGUUCCAAGCAAUCCAGCAAGGACGCGUCGUCGGCCAUCGAUCUUACCCCGCCGGAAAAGUACAACUCCAAUGCUACUCCGACCAAACAAUCCAUCAGAAGCCUCUCCUCUCAGAUCAAGGAUAUGGCGCUGAAGGCGUCGGGCGCGUACCGCCACUGCGCGCCAUGCGCCGCUCAAACGGCGCCGCAUCAGUCCGACUCGGAGAGGUUCCACCGGCGGGCGGGGAGGAGGCAGCUGGAGGCGCGGCUGAAGGGGAUCUCCAGCGGCGAGGGGACGCCGGCGUCGGCGAGCGGGCGCCGAGUCGACCCGGUCGUGUUCGUAGAAGAGAGCGAGCGGAAGGAGUGGGUGGCUCAAGUCGAACCCGGUGUGCUAAUUACGUUCCUGUCCCUGCCACGUGGAGGCAAUGAUCUUAAGCAGAUUAAAUUCAGCCGAGAAAUGUUCAACAAAUGGCAAGCACAAAGGUGGUGGACGGAGAAUUGUGAAAAGGUGACGGAGCUAUACAACGUGCAGAGGCUAAAUCGGCAAGCAUUUCCUCUCCCAGGAGACGACAUGGCCUCAAAGAUAGAAUCUGUCGAACACAGCCCAGUGACUCCGCCUGCAGGCCGCGAGUGCCCCAAUGGAGUAGGGGCUAUGGCCUCCUCUUCCUCGGAUUCACUCGAGCAACACUCUGUGCAGAGCACAGUUAGUGGCACUGCUAAAACAGAAGCUUCCUCGAUGAGGGCUAGCGACGCUGAUCGAUCUGGAGAGAUGUCAAUCAGCAAUGCUGCCAAUAUGGAGACGGAGUGGGUGGAAGAGGAUGAGCCCGGGGUGUAUAUUACCAUCAGAGCUCUGCCUCAUGGUAGGCGAGAGCUCAGACGUGUUCGGUUCAGCCGGGAGAAAUUCGGAGAGACGCAUGCUAGAGUGUGGUGGGAGCAGAAUAGAGCAAGAAUACACGAGCAGUACUUAUGAUUCAUUGGAGAUAAAGAAGUGGCUAUAUAUAUAUAAAUAUAUACAUGAAAAGAACGUUGUGUUUGAUAUGGAACUGUGGAAUACUACGGUAAUCUCAACAUGUACGGAUAUUUUCUGUGCAUCA